AAUAGCAAUUAUUGUAUGAAAUUGACAAAUUAUGGUGCUAAGAAAUUUCUACAUUUAAAAGUGCUUGGGAGACACUGGGCUUUUUAUCUAUUGCUAUUGGAUUAUUUCUAACGUAACCAUCAUAAUAAUGUGCUAAAUUCAAAUAUUUAAUCCAUAAAAGAUAAUUAUUUUAAUAGUUAUACAAUAUUAAGAGAAAUAUUGCUUUUUACUAUCAAGCUAAAUAGUAGAUAGUAAAAUUAUGGUUAAAACCGCUCUUUGGAUGACAUCAAAUUAUCGACUGUACAAAAAAUGUAUAGCAGAAAAGAUUGCUUGCACCAUUCAUAAAAAUUCACCUGAUGUUAUAAAUGAUCUUAUGGCAAACCUUAAAGUAGGCAAAGGGAAUUCUAUGGAUAAUAUAGGUUUCCAUAUUCCUCUUAGUAUUCUUCAAAAACAUUCAAGUAAUACUAAACACUCACUAUUAACUAAUAUAAUAUCAAGUCGAGAUAUGACAACUUCAGAAAUGAACCCACAAAUAGUACUUAUACAUUUAAAUAAAUCCAAUUUUAUAAAUGACAUGCUUAAAGAUGAUGAAAUUCAAAUUCCGCAACCUUGCAUGCAGAAUUUUAAACCUCGUAUAAUUGAAUUCAGCUCUCCAAACAUUGCUAAACCAUUUCAUGUUGGUCAUUUACGUUCAACUAUAAUUGGAAACUUUAUUUCUAACCUAACAGAUUUCAUUGAUGGGCAUGUUGUUCGUAUUAAUUAUUUGGGUGACUGGGGACCUCAGUUUGGUUAUACGCUACUUGGAUUAGAUGAAAUGAAACUAGAUGGCUCUAAAAAGUUUACUAUAGAGUCUUUACACAAAGCAUAUAUUUUAGCCAAUCAAAUGGCUAUUCAGGAUCCUAGUAUUCAUGAAAAAGCUAAAUCUUUAUUUAAUGAUUUAGAAUGUGGAAAAUCUACAUCUAAUAUCAAUCACUUAUGGAAUGAAUUUAGAUCAAUUACAAUUAAAGAAUUAGAAACCAUUUAUAAACGACUUGGAAUAGAAUUUGAUGAAUAUGAUUGGGAAUCAGAAUAUUCUAUUGAAAAAAUUCAAAAUGUACUAAAAAAACUUCAUAAAAUUGGUUUAUUAGAAUUUAAAUCAGAUGGAUCAACUGUUAUUAAUUCAAAUAAUCAAGAAAUUACAAUUUUGAAAAAUGAUAACUCAACAUUAUACUUAACAAGAGAUAUAGCUGCAGCACUUAGACGACACAAAUAUUAUGGUUCUGAAGAACUAUAUUAUGUAGUUGAUAGUACUCAAAGCAAACAUUUUUACUUAUUAAAAUCAUUAAUUACAAAAAUUAAUUCUAAGUUAAAUGUGCAUCAUGUACCAUUUGGAAGAAUACAUGGUAUGAGUUCAAGAAAAGGCGAAGGAGUAUUAUUAGAUCAACUUUUAAACAAAGCAAAAUCUAUUAUGAACUUAAAAAGAAAAUAUUCUCCAACUACCAAAGAUAAUGCAUUGGAUAAUAAUGAAAUAGCAGAUGUAUUAGGAAUAUCUGCAAUUAUUAUUAAUGAUUUAAAACAAAGACGCAAAAAGGAUUAUAAUUUUUCUUGGGAGUCAGCAUUACAAGUUAAUGGAGAUACUGGCAUAAAACUGCAAUAUACACAUUGUCGUUUAGUGAGUUUAGAGGAAAUUAAUUCCAGUAUAACCUUACCAAAUGAAGUUAAUGCAGAUUACUUAACAGAAACUGUUGCAGUUGAUUUAAUUUUGGAAAUGUGUCGAUUUGAAGAUAUAUUAACUGAAACUAGUCAAGAGUUAGAAGCAUGUAUUCUAGUUAAUUAUUUAUUUAGAUUAUGUAAUUGUAUUAAUAAGGCAAUAAAAGUUCUAAAUGUUAAAAAUUCCAGCUAUGUGGUAGCUCAGCAAAGGAUUUUGUUGUUUCACAGAGCUAGAAAUAUAUUAAGUUCAGGAAUGAAAAUUUUAGGGUUAGCACCAUUAAAAUGUAUGUGAUUUUAUUUAAUAACUAUUUAAUAAUAAUAAAAAAAAAUUAAACUCAUAUGAGCUUUUACUAAUAAUCAUCAUACCCAUAAUCACAAAUGUAACCAUAGUGGUUCAAUCCCACACGAAUCAGUUUUUACAAAUAAAUUAUAGUUAGUAUGACAUUUUUCUUUAAUCA
Sipha flava (yellow sugarcane aphid) is the source of this 2126-nucleotide messenger RNA. RefSeq names its product probable arginine--tRNA ligase, mitochondrial (gene ArgRS-m). Gene Ontology annotation, molecular function: ATP binding; arginine-tRNA ligase activity. Gene Ontology annotation, cellular component: mitochondrion. Bases 239 to 1960 code for a protein of 573 amino acids. Gene Ontology annotation, biological process: arginyl-tRNA aminoacylation; mitochondrial translation. The record is from RefSeq and is a predicted model, not a curated record. Lineage: Eukaryota; Metazoa; Arthropoda; Insecta; Hemiptera; Aphididae. The transcript has 6 exons.